Molecule: messenger RNA, 3150 nt
Organism: Adineta steineri
Lineage: Eukaryota; Metazoa; Rotifera; Eurotatoria; Adinetida; Adinetidae
Source: the annotation of a GenBank genome assembly
AUGGAUGUGAGAAAAAGUUUGAGUGCUAUGUGGCAACUAAUUGCUACUUUUUGUCGUUAUGCAAAUAGUACGCUUCUUGAAGUACUCGAUGAAUUUGCAAAUACGCCAUUGAUUAGCUCGAAACUGAUACCCGAAGAGUUAUUACGAACACAGACUCUAACUGCCUUAAAUAAUGUGCAUCAAACAGCAUUGGAUAGUGUCAACCGAUCGAUUACAUCCGCAGAUCGUAUCACACAAGCUAGCGGACUCAUGACGGGCUUAGCGACAAACGCCGUUGCCAGGCUGCCGGCUAAUGGUUGGCAAUCGCUGGAGUACGUACCUACGUUUUCGACUAAAUACAAAAGACAAGAAUCGACGGCAUUGUGCUAUUGUAUAAAUGAUGUAUCAUGUUCUAUGCCUGGUGGUCUUUAUUUUUAUGAGGCAUGGGAAACAAAUGGAAUUUAUGAUCUUAACGUAAUAGUCGCAAAUGCAACCAUACCUGGUCUUGUAGUUGAUUGUUUGCCAACGCAAACGAUGUUUGCCUCGACACUAGAAUGUUUCUACAACCAGUCAUGUCUUAACAUUCUCCUAUCUGCAUAUCAAGUAAAUAUCAAUAUCUCAAUUCUUAAUACAUCAUUAUCAAGUCGUUUCACGCCAACAACAACCUUAAGCUAUCUUGUCAAUGAACUUUUCAUUGAACAGAUUUUUAAUGAAACUGUUUAUGGAUCAUAUUACCAACAAUGUGCUCCUGUUUAUUGUAGUUAUACUUAUUCGCAACGAUUUGAUCUUGUAUACGUCAUCACUACUCUAAUCGCUCUUUUUGGAGGACUCAAUAUAGCAUUGCACUUAAUUGCUCCUUACUUGAUCGAUUGUCUAUUAUUUUUGAAGAAGAAACUGUUCCUUCAAAAUGAAUUUCAGCAGAACGAAACUCCAAUUCCAACAUUUCAGAAUCGUUUUCAUAAUUUAGUUAAAAAAGUGAAAGAAUCAAUUGUACAGCUGAACUUAUUUGAAAGUUAUUCGCAGGUUGCACAUAGAGUAUAUCGCGAGCGUAUCUUAACACGAUUGUAUUUGAUAUUAAUGACGAGUGCUAUGACUGUACUUAUCUUUUAUACGUUUUUAUCGAUGCAGACGAUGAACAAAACAAUUACGUCACCUUCGCAAGAUCAAUAUGAAGAAUUACAGGAACGAUAUCCAGACACGUUACAAUGUUUUUGCACUGAAAUAUCGAUUCCUUACGGAGACUUGAUUGAAAUCACACCUAUCUAUCAUCAAGUGUGCACAAGUGAUUUUGUUCGGCCAUGGUGGUAUCAAAAUCUUAUUGUUAACGAUGGUGUGUCCCUUUCAUUAGAAUUUGGCGUCACUGCUUCAUCUUAUUUUCAAAUGCUGGCGGUACUAUGUGAUUCAGCGAACUUGACGACUAUUCAAGCAUAUCGUCGUUUUUCUCUGACGAGAUUUAUCAAUGCUCAAGUUCUCCCCAGUAAUCUGUUCAUCUCACAAACUCAAGCACUCAUUGAUUCAUUCUUAAACUCUCUACGAGCCGAUUUUAUCUAUACUUUGUCAUUGAUUAAUACAGUACUUCAGGCGAAUCAGUAUGUGAGCGUGUCACAGCGGAAUACUUUACUCGAAGCAACCGAUCUAUCUAUUAUUCUGGUAGACGAUGAGACUUCGUUACAAAUAUAUCUGUAUAGUUUUUAUUAUCCUUUGAUUUCUGGUGGUGGAUACUGUUACUGCGCUCGAGAUCCUGGAUGCACUAUGGUUGGCUAUCUUAAUGAGUAUCAAUCACUUGAAGGAGUGCAUAUAGGCUGUCUUAUGACCGAUGCUGUGUCUCAAUCGUCACUUGUUUGCUGGUAUAAUGACAGCUGUAUGGAACAAGUACAAACGGAAUUUGACAGCGCUGGUGUCACCACUUUCAAUACUGCCACUAAACUCAAUUCUUCAUUGAAUAGCAGUUUUCCACCUGACACUCUAGUGCAAACUAUAAUCGAAAAUGUUAUGGCUGAUCAGUGGCAAUCAUCAACGUCUUAUACGAACUUUUAUCAGAAGUGUCGUCCUGCUCUUUGCUCAUAUACUUACCAAGAAAGGAGUAGUGCAAUAUUUAUUAUUACUAAAAUUCUUGGUCUCUUUGGCGGCCUCAAUAUUGCUCUUCGAUUGAUCAGUCGGUUUGCUGCCAAGAUCUUUUUCAAGUUUAUUCACAAGCGUACUACACAGGAACCACCGUUGGCAUUUAUUGAUCAAGAAGCAGUUGAACGUAAGUACGAUAUACGUGGACGUGGUGCUGCAUAUUUUGAACUAUUGUCAUUAUUAUGCUCAACUUCACAAACAACUUUCAAAAAUGCUGUCAAUCAGUUUGUUGAAGAAACAUUUGUGAAUGCUCAAGCUAUUUCUCGAUCAAGUUUUUUCGUACAAACCAACGCUACUAUUCAUCAAUUUCAAACGAGCACUGCAUCUGAGUUUUCUCGUACCUUGCAGCUUAUACGUGAUAUAACACAUGGGAAUACUUUCAUUUCCAGCUUGCGCUUGAACUGGCGCUGGUUGGUAGUGAGCGAGAGUGGUAAUAGUACGGUGCCCACUGAUACCAUCCCGCCAACCAAUAAUUGUUCUUGUGGUACAAGGAGCGAUUGCGUGCAACCUGGUGGAAUCUGUAUGGUCGGUUUUAAUUAUGGACUAUUUGGUAUCCCUAAUAUUCCUAAUAUUCCUACUACUCAAAUGUUUGCUAUGCCUGGUUUUAACGUUGGUUGCUCAUCAGUGGAGACACUAUUGCGAUCUACAUUUGAAUGUCUGUAUAAUCAAACAUGUAUUGAUCAGUUACAGGUGUUUGCUAUAACAAUAUAUCCCGGAUUUCCUAAUGCAACAGAUUAUAUAACGGCCAUGAAUUCCACAUUUGUCAGCCGUUUUCAACCAAACACGACUGUCGUCGAUAUUGUCAAUGAACUUUUUAUUGAACAAUGGCAAGUAAAUGUUUCGUAUUCAAAAUUCUACGAACAAUGUGCACCGACGUAUUGUUCAUAUACAUUGGAGACGAGUCCUACUUUUAUAUACAUUUUAACCCAAACUAUAGGUAUAUAUGGUGGCCUCACUGUUGCCCUGCGUUACAUUUCUUUAUACACGAUCCAACUAGCAUCGUACAUUGGAAAUCGUGGUCGUAAUAACAGAGUCGCUCCGCUUACUUAA